This is a messenger RNA of Astyanax mexicanus (Mexican tetra), 3737 nucleotides long. It is a transcript of the gene wdr48b, whose product is annotated as WD repeat domain 48b. The coding region runs from base 8 to 2083 and encodes 691 amino acids. Gene Ontology annotation, biological process: double-strand break repair via homologous recombination; protein deubiquitination. NCBI's taxonomy places the organism in Eukaryota, Metazoa, Chordata, Actinopteri, Characiformes, Acestrorhamphidae. Gene Ontology annotation, molecular function: ubiquitin binding. The transcript is spliced from 19 exons. The record is from RefSeq and is a predicted model, not a curated record.
AUGAAAGAUGGCGACCCAUCACAGGCAGAACGCUGCGGGCCGGAGGAAAGUGCAGGUAACACCGGCGGGGUUCGGAGUUUGGGUGCUGCUGAGACGGGUUUCUUAUGUAAUCAGAGAUGAGGUGGAGAAGCACAAUAGGAAUGGGGUGAACGCUCUUCAGCUGGAUCCGGCCCUGAACCGGCUCUUUACUGCUGGCAGGGAUUCCAUUAUCAGGAUAUGGAGCAUCAAUCAGCACAAACAGGAUCCCUACAUAGCGUCCAUGGAACAUCACACUGACUGGGUGAAUGAUAUAGUUCUCUGCUGUAAUGGGAAGACAUUGAUAUCAGCCUCGUCAGACACUACAGUUAAAGUCUGGAAUGCACAUAAAGGGUUCUGUAUGUCAACAUUAAGAACUCACAAGGACUACGUCAAAGCUUUGGCUUAUGCUAAAGACAAGGAGUUGGUGGCGUCUGCGGGGCUGGACAGACAGAUCUUCCUGUGGGAUGUAAAUACUCUAACAGCUCUGACUGCCUCCAAUAACACCGUCACCACUUCCUCUCUGAGUGGGAAUAAAGACUCUAUCUACAGCCUGGCCAUGAACCAGCUGGGGACCGUCAUCGUCUCAGGCUCAACAGAGAAGGUCUUGAGGGUUUGGGAUCCGCGGACAUGUGCCAAGUUAAUGAAGCUGAAAGGCCACACAGACAACGUGAAGUCUCUAUUAUUAAACAGAGACGGCACUCAGUGUUUGUCUGGUAGUUCGGAUGGUACGAUACGGCUGUGGUCUCUGGGCCAGCAGCGCUGUAUCGCCACGUACCGGGUCCAUGACGAGGGUGUGUGGGCCUUGCAGGCCAACGAGGCUUUCACACACAUCUACUCCGGCGGCCGGGACCGCAAGAUCUACUGCACUGACCUGCGCAACCCUGAUAUACGCGUGCUGAUCUGUGAGGAGAAAGCCCCUGUUCUCAGAAUGGAGCUGGACAGGUCAGCAGACCCCUCUCCUGCCAUUUGGGUGUCGACUACUAAAUCCUGUGUGAACAAAUGGUCUCUAAAGGGAAUGCAUAACUUCAGAGCGUCCGGUGAUUACGAUAACGACUGCAGCGCCCCUCUGACGCCGCUCUGCACUCAGCCUGAACACGCCAUUAAAGGUGGCGCCAGCAUAAUUCAGUGUCACAUCCUCAAUGACAAGAGGCACAUCCUUACCAAAGACACCAACAACAACGUGGCAUACUGGGAUGUUCUUAAAGCAUGUAAAGGGGAAGACCUCGGCAAAGUGGAAUUUGACGAGGAGAUAAAGAAGCGCUUCAAGAUGGUCUACGUUCCAAACUGGUUCUCUGUAGACCUGAAAACAGGGAUGCUGACCAUCACUUUAGAUGAGAGUGAUUGCUUUGCUGCCUGGGUGUCUGCCAAAGAUGCUGGUUUCACAAGCCCAGACGGCUCAGACCCAAAACUAAAUCUAGGUGGUCUGCUGCUGCAGGCUUUGCUGGAGGUCUGGCCUCGAACACAUAUCAACCCCAUGGAGGAAGAAGAGGGAGAGGUUAACCAUGUAAAUGGGGAGCAGGAGAGCAGGCUUCAGAAGGGCAAUGGCUAUUUCCAGGUGCCUCCACACACGCCGGUGAUCUUCGGGGAGGCAGGGGGACGGACAUUGUUCAGGUUAUUGUGUCGAGACUCUGGAGGAGAAACGGAGUCAAUGUUGCUGAAUGAAACCGUGCCACAGUGGGUUAUUGAUAUUACUGUAGAUAAAAACAUGCCCAAAUUCAACAAGAUCCCGUUCUAUCUCCAGCCUCACUCGUCCUCUGGGGCAAAAACACUCAAGAAGGACCGCCUGUCCGCCAGCGACAUGCUGCAGGUGAGGAAGGUGAUGGAGCAUGUCUACGAGAAGAUCAUCAACCUGGACACCGAGUCACAGACGACCAGCUCCUCCACCAACGAGAAACCUGGAGAGCAGGAGAAGGAGGAGGACGUGGCUAUGCUGGCUGAGGAGAAGAUCGAGCUCUUGUGCCAGGACCAGGUUUUGGAUCCCAACAUGGAUCUGAGGACAGUGAAGCAUUUUAUCUGGAAAAGUGGUGGAGACCUGACCCUUCACUACAGGCAGAAGUCCACGUGAGACCGGCGCCAGAGUGUGACGUGAGAAUCACGUGAACCUCCCAUUUCCCUCCCAGCUCGCCUUAUUCGUCUUCAGCCCAUCUUCGCCCUGGCGUCCACAGGAGCGUCACGGAGGACAGGUUUUCUGCUCUCCCCUCAGCACCAUUCCUCUCCUCGUGUUGUGGGUCAUAGGAAACACAGACAGGACUGACUGACUGACUGACCGACCGUGCUCAACUCGAACUGAAUGCUUUGAGUUGAAUCUGAGUUGAGCUGAGAUGAUUCGCUUUGUACGGUAUACUAAUCUGGGACACUCUAAUUGUAUUUCCUUUUUUUUUUUUCUCUUUUUUUUAUGCAGAUUUUGUUCUUUUUGAGGAAGUUUCCAUUUCUCCUCUGAGGUUGUGACUGAUGAGGCUUAGGAUUUCCAGUUUUGGGGAUUUUAGAGGAUGAUAUAAUGAAGGCUCCACAGAGACUUCGGGUCCAGAGAUUUUUAGAUUUUAAUUUUUGUGUUAAUACAUUCCAGAGAAUGAAGCAGACCUGUCCGUUGUCUCUUGUCCCUUUGAACUCCAGUGUUCCUCCAUGUCCAUCAUCGUCUCCUCCUUCAGGUUCUUAUGCUGGCUGUGUUAUAGGAUGAUGUUAAAGGAUGUUUAAACUCCUGGAUUGGGUCGUCACAUCAAUCAUACAGACUACAGUCAUAACCAUUUCCAUUACUGUUGCAGGAUUGUAUGGCUGAUUUAUUUAAAGGAAAGGUUUGGCAGAAAAAAAAGCAUCCCAAUUUCCAUUUUUCCAUUCCAUUUUUUAAACGUUAGUGGUGUGUUGGAGCUAUCAUUUAUUCGCAUUUAUUUGCAGAAAAUGAGAAAUGGCUGAAAUAAAAAAAAGAUACAGAGAUUUCAGACUUUAAAUAAGGCAAAGAUAACAGAAAAGAUCAUAUUCAUAAAGUUUUAAGAGUUUAGAAAUCAAUAUUUGGUCGAAUAAUCCUGGAGUUUAUUCACAGUUUUUUUCAUGCAUCUUGGCAUCAUGUUCUCCUCCACCAGUCUUACACACUGCUUUUGGAUAACUUUAUGCUGCUUUACUCCUGGUGCAGAAAUUCAAGCAGUUCAGUUUGGUGGUUUGAUGGCUUGUGAUCAUCCAUCUUCCUCUUGAUUAUAUUCCAGAGUUUUUUUAAUUUGGCAAAAUCAAAGAAUCUCAGCAUUAAACAUCCCCUAAAUCAGGCUAAAUCUGAGAAAAAUAUGUAACAAUUAAUUUUUGCUGCUCAAACCAUUCCUUUAAAGUACCCUUCUAUUAACACAUUGCUAUCAACAUGUGAACUUACCUGAACUUUUUUUUUGGCGGCUUGAUUUGUAAAUAACCCACUUUUAUUUUGUAGGCUGCUUGGCGUAAGUUAUUACCCACUCUAUGGAAGGUAUUUUUAUAUCUUGAAGAAAAGGGGCACCCCUUGUGUUUGCAUCAUGCACAGAUAUAGAAAGUCAACAUUUAUUAAUAUGUAUUGAAGCUAACAGUCCCAUUGCCACAAAUAUGCACAACUGAAUGAUCUGAAUGUUUGUGGCUGGUUUAAUAAUUUGUUUUUUAAUGAAUGAUUGUUGGAUUAUGGUGGAUUUGUGCAGGAGACUGUGUCUGGGAUUGGAGGCGGCCUCAGUGGAAAGGAGCUUCAUCUAAAUAAAGAGAAGUACAAAAUC